GAUACCUUCAGAAAAUGAUCCAUAUGACUACAAGAAAGCUAUAGUAACUACUCUCAACUUUCUACGAUCUUAUUUAUAAUUCUUCUCAUACUAUAUUGAAUGAUAUGAAGAAUUACAAUAAUCUGGAUUGAAGUGCCGGUACCUACAUCUUCAACUACCAAGUCGAGACCAGCGAGAAGUUCAUUCCUAUCAAAACGAAUACCUUAACUUUACCCUCAAGCAAUUCAAUCAUCUACCAAACAUGCCUUCAUGACGCUGCAAUGAACCCCCAAAGUGUCCCCUCCUCGCCCUACCUCGCGAAAUUCGAGACGAAAUUCAUCGAUAUGUUCAAGUGGGACAGCGAAUCAAACCAGAUUUUCUACAGUGAAAAUACGUUCUCGUUUGCCGGCACUUGGAGUUUGUAUUGCUACUUGUAUAUGAUUGGCGAAGAAAAGCGGAUGUGUAUUGGCCAUAUAUAUUUCCGCUUUAGUGGACUUCAAAGAGUCGAUGCAUUCAAGUUACUCGGCGAGUGUAAAUCUUUGAGGACUCUCAAGAUAGGAUUUGAACAGGAUACGAUGUCUGGCAGCAAAAAACCAAAGUUGGAUCUAAUGACGGCCAGAGGGAUUUCUACAUUGAGAAAAAUAAGAGGGAUGGAAGAUGUGGUGGUAGAUGUGGUGGAAAUGCCUGUCCCACCCAGACCAGAUUACAUGUUCCCCUACACAAGAUCGUCGGACGUGCCUUCAAGCGGUCCAUAUUUCAAGCCGGAAAUGGUUCAAGAAUUUACAAGGAUGUUGACAGAGGAGAUGAAUUGGAAAGAGCAGACUCCAGAGCAGGAUCAGAUCCAGGACGUACAGUUGGAAGAGGAAGAGGCUAUGCAGUCAGAACCAAAGUCCAAGAGUCGCAAGCCAGUCCAAGAUUCCACAACUCGUAAUUUACGCUCAAGUAAAAUCCAAAAGUCGACAUCUACAUCCAAGAGAAAAGUGACGAAACAGGCGAAGAUGGGUGGGAAGGGGAAUUAAACUUAUUACUUUGGCUUCUCAAGAUUGGUUAGCCGUGGGUGGUUGGACGUGGAAAUCACAAAGAGUUAGCCA
Molecule: messenger RNA, 1070 nt
Organism: Botrytis cinerea B05.10
Lineage: Eukaryota; Fungi; Ascomycota; Leotiomycetes; Helotiales; Sclerotiniaceae
Exons: 1
Coding region: 261-998 (245 amino acids)
Source: RefSeq, a predicted model, not a curated record